AUGAUCAGGUUCAUUCUCGUCCAGAACCGACAAGGCAAGACGCGUCUAUCCAAGUGGUACGUGCCCUACGAUGAUGACGAGAAGGUCCGACUGCGCGGAGAGGUACACCGGCUGGUCGCCCCGCGGGACCAGAAGUAUCAGUCGAACUUCGUAGAGUUCCGGAACCACAAGCUCGUAUACCGCCGCUACGCCGGUCUCUUCUUCUGCGUCUGCGUAGAUGCGAACGACAAUGAGCUCGCAUACCUCGAGGCGAUCCACCUCUUCGUUGAGGUCCUCGGCAUAGACUCGUUCUUUGACAAUGUCUGCGAACUGGAUCUAGUCUUCAACUUCUACAAGGUGUACGCUAUCCUCGACGAAGUAUUCCUCGCGGGGGAGAUAGAAGAAACAAGCAAGGACGUCGUCCUAGCACGGCUUGAACAGCUCGAGAAGCUGGAGUAG
Fomitopsis serialis is the source of this 438-nucleotide messenger RNA. RefSeq names its product clathrin coat assembly protein ap17. Gene Ontology annotation, molecular function: clathrin-cargo adaptor activity. The transcript is spliced from 6 exons. Gene Ontology annotation, cellular component: intracellular membrane-bounded organelle; AP-2 adaptor complex. Bases 1 to 438 code for a protein of 145 amino acids. The record is from RefSeq and is a predicted model, not a curated record. NCBI's taxonomy places the organism in Eukaryota, Fungi, Basidiomycota, Agaricomycetes, Polyporales, Fomitopsidaceae. Gene Ontology annotation, biological process: clathrin-dependent endocytosis; protein transport.